This is a messenger RNA of Syzygium oleosum, 3316 nucleotides long. Its product is annotated as phytosulfokine receptor 1-like. Lineage: Eukaryota; Viridiplantae; Streptophyta; Magnoliopsida; Myrtales; Myrtaceae. The record is from RefSeq and is a predicted model, not a curated record. The transcript has a single exon. Gene Ontology annotation, molecular function: protein binding. The coding region runs from base 307 to 2451 and encodes 714 amino acids.
CCACUGAAGCAAGAAAGGAAUUUCCUUGUUCUUUCUUUGGUUCCCACUGAAGCAAGAAAGGAAUCUAAAGAACGAAGCCGAUGGGCGACCACCGCUAUAAUUUUCCUUCCCUCUUCCCUCUUCCCAUCUCUCCAAUUCAUCUCUCCACGCACGCACGCUCUCACAAUUCGCAAAUCUUUAUCCUUCUCAAGAUGGGUCUCUCCCUCACUUAAUCCCCCCCACGACCGUUUUCUUCUGUUACUUUCUUAUACCCUAUCUGUGAUCAAUCACACUGUAGUUUUCUUUUCGGGUGCUCUGUUUCUUCAAAUGGGCGUUCCGGAUUCGCUGUGGGUGGUCCUCGCGGUCGCUUGGCUAUGCUUCCAAGCGCAGGUCCUGCACUCUCAAGAGGACCUCGUGUGCAAUUCGAGCGAUUCCAAUGCAUUGCUAGACUUGAUGAGCAACUUUGAGUCCCCAAUCGAUGGUUGGGGACUCAACGGCUACGCUAAUAAUUGCUGCGACUGGCUGGGCGUGGUGUGCAACUCUUCGUCUUCUCUCGGCCUGAGCGACGGUCACUCCAGUUCGGGCAGAGUGGUGGAGUUGGUCCUCGCGAGCAAGAAGCUUGCGGGUAACCUCUCGGACUCGAUCGGCAAGUUGGACCAGCUGAGAUUCCUCAAUCUCUCUCACAACCUCCUCAAGAGCACACUCCCGGAGUCGCUCCUCCACCUCCCUAAUUUGCAGGUUCUCGAUCUCAGCUACAAUGAAUUCUCGGGAGCGGUCCCCAAAGGCGCCAAUUUGCCCUCGCUCCGCGCUUUCGACAUCUCUGAGAACUCUUUCAGUGGGUCUCUGCCCGUGUGGAUUUGCGCGAACUCGACCCGCAUUCAGGUGCUUAAUCUGGCUGUCAAUUCUUUCUCUGACGUUAUCCCGCCGGGUCUCGGCAAUUGUAGCUCCUUGCAGAACCUUUCUCUGGCCACGAAUAGUCUCACGGGUGGGAUCAGUGAAGAUAUCUUCACUCUGGGUCGGUUAGUCCAAUUGAGCCUUGAGGAGAACUCGUUUUCAGGGCCGCUUGGCAGCGGGAUCGGUAAUCUCACGGAACUGGUUCGGCUGGACAUCUCGACAAACAGAUUCUCAGGGUCACUCCCGGAUGUGUUUCAGAACAUGAAGAAGCUGCAGUACUUCAUAGCUCAGACCAAUGGCUUCGGGGGCUCCAUCCCGUCUUCCUUGUCCAAUUUGCCAUCGCUUACGUUUCUCAAUUUGAGGAACAACUCGCUGACCGGUAUGAUAGUUCUUAAUUGUUCGGCAAUGAGCCGUCUGGUGUCUCUGGAUUUAGGUUCCAACAAUUUCAGUGGUCCUGUCCCUGAGGAUUUGCCCAAUUGCCAGCAGCUGCAGAGUGUUAACCUUGCACGGAGCAAGUUCACAACCCCGAUACCUCAAAGCUUCAAGAACUUCUCCAGCCUUGUUUACCUGUCGAUAUCGAAUUCGAGCCUAUCGAAUAUCUCAUCUGCACUCGAGAUCCUUCAGCACUGCAACAAUCUGACAGUUUUGGUUCUCACUCUGAAUUACUUUGAUGAAGAAUUGCCCGGCGAUGCGAGUUUGAGUUUUCCAAAGCUUGAGGUUCUUGUCAUGGCGAAGAGUCGACUGAAGGGUUCGAUGCCCCAGUGGUUGCGCGGAUGCACCCGUUUGCAGUUGCUGGAUUUGUCCUGGAACAGUUUGGGUGGAACGAUCCCGUCGUGGAUCGGUGACUUCCAAUCUCUCUUUUAUCUGGACAUAUCGGAGAACUCGUUCGUGGGCGAGAUCCCGAAAGAGAUAACCGGAUUGCCUGCCCUCAUCCACAGGAAUAUGUCAAUCUUGGAACCUUCUCUUGAUUUUCCGCUCUUCUGGAAGAGGACUAAGCAGUCGGGGGUGCUGCAGUACAAACAACUUACAAGCUUGCCACCUCUUGUGGAUCUCGGAGGCAACUCUCUCAACGGAUCAAUCUGGCCCGAGUUCGAGAAUUUGAAAAAUGUUCAUAUCUUGGUUCUCAGCAAUAACUUCUUAUCAGGUUCGAUUCCUGACAGUUUAUCCGAAAUGACUAGCCUAGAGACUCUCAAUCUGUCUUACAACAAUCUGUCCGGAAGUAUACCUUCCUCAUUAGCGCGUCUCAGCUUUCUGUCUAGGUUCAGCGUUGCAUAUAACAACUUGUCCGGGCCGGUUCCUAGCGGGGGCCAAUUCACGACCUUUCCCAAUUCGAGUUUUAUAGGAAACAACCUGUGUGGUGGUCAUGCUCCCCCCUGCCCAACAAGUCCUGGAUCCACCAAUCAUAGUGAAAAUCAUUCUGGAUCUGCCGAUCAUGCUAUGAGCGAUAGAAACCUUGGAAUGACCAUUGGACUUGCAUUCGGAAUGGCCAUUGGAAUUGCAUUGGGAACAACCAGGAUCGGUAAUUCGUGUUUGCGUGUCAUAAUUGGAUUUUGUGAUCGUUUUAAAUCGUGUCAUUAAAAAAUUUGAAAAAAAAAAGGAUAACUUACUCAUGUAUUGGUAUUUUUUUUGAUAAAUUCCUAAUAUUGUUAGUAAUUCACGGUCCAAUUCUCUCAAAAAUCACCAACUUUAGAUUGAUUUUCAAUUCUGGCCAACAGUUUUUUUCUUAUAAAAAAUUACUAACUUCCGGGCCCGCCCCCGUACAUGUUCCCUUUGACUUUUCGUCCAAUGAUAAAGGUCUGACAUGUCAACUCCACAUGUACAUAUCUCCAUGUCACUUGCUGACGUGGAUUUGAGGCAGUGAAGCGGGCACCGUUACGGUGUGCUUCGUUUUGUCUGGUUGAAGCCCCAGUCUCUCGUCCAGUUCCAUUCUCGAAGAAGAAGAUGCAAUUUAGAAUGUUCGCCGCCUUCAAGAGCUUCAGCAGGAAACUGCACGAAACUGCGCCUUUCUCCACGGGGAAGCAAAGCUAAUUGUUGACUCCAGAAGAAUCCAGUUUGUCCACGCGAACUCUUCAUUGUCAAAGUCCGAAUCCAAGUCGGACGCGGCCGCAUGCUUCUUCACAUUCCCAGUUCUCGAUACGUUUGGCAGCCACCGAGUCGCGUGAAUAUUCGGGGCAUCGCCGACCUGAUUCUCUUCGUGAAAACGGAAAUCACAAUUUCAGCCAGAGAAAGAGCAAGUGGUGGAUACCAAAAGAUUGGAAUCGGUCCCUAUUGAUUAUGAAGCAACUGCUAUACUUUAGCCAUUGAUGUAAGACAAGAUGCAAGAACACCUUCACGGUGUUCUAAUUUAGGCAGAGUGAAGGGUUGGCCGCUGAAUGAAUAUUUUCUGAAGCUGCUGUGAACAUUUCAUAUUUAUAUCCUAGAUAGCAUUCAGAUUUCCUUCUUU